AUGGCCGGAGGUAAAGGAAAAUCCUCGGGUGGAAAGUCUUCGGGAGGCAAGGUCGGCGUGGAUGGAAGCAAGAAGCAGCAGAGUCACUCGAGCAAGGCCGGUCUCCAGUUCCCCUGCGGUCGUGUCAAGCGUUUCCUAAAGAACAACACCCAAAACAAGAUGCGCGUUGGAGCCAAAGCCGCCGUCUAUGUCACAGCCGUACUCGAAUAUCUUACCGCUGAAGUUCUCGAGCUUGCAGGAAACGCUGCGAAGGAUCUCAAAGUCAAGCGCAUUACCCCUCGUCACCUGCAACUCGCCAUCCGCGGAGACGAAGAAUUAGAUACCUUAAUCCGCGCGACCAUCGCUUUCGGAGGUGUCCUACCUCAUAUCAAUCGCGCUCUCCUGCUGAAGGUUGAACAAAAGAAGAAAGCCAAGGCUAUCGAGGCUUAG
This is a messenger RNA of Amorphotheca resinae ATCC 22711, 429 nucleotides long. RefSeq lists its product as hypothetical. Gene Ontology annotation, molecular function: structural constituent of chromatin; DNA binding; protein heterodimerization activity. NCBI's taxonomy places the organism in Eukaryota, Fungi, Ascomycota, Leotiomycetes, Helotiales, Amorphothecaceae. The transcript is spliced from 3 exons. The record is from RefSeq and is a predicted model, not a curated record. Gene Ontology annotation, cellular component: nucleosome. The coding region runs from base 1 to 429 and encodes 142 amino acids.